GUUUCAUGACCAGCAUACGGCAGUGCCCACAACUGCUACUCCUUCCCUUGGUUGCGCAGUUGCGCUCCGCUCCUCAUCUCUGAAUCCAUGGAGUACGAAGGAAUCCAUAACCAUAAACCCUUGUCUGCUCUGGUAAAUUUCUGCUCUUUUCAUCUCCUUUUAUCUCCCUCUGAGCUCAAAGGACUGGUGUUUUGAGAUUGGCAACCAAAAGCUGCGACAUGAGUCACUGCUUGCAUCGGUUUCGAUGCAGAAAGGUUUCGUCCGCUUGCGCUUGCCUGCGCUCCGACUCGACGUCUUUUCCUAUUAUAAUUUCGAGCCUGAAAAGACCAGAGAUGGGGUUUUAGAUUAAAUGAUAUGAAUGCCUGUGCUUGGGACGUUGUGACGGGGAUCCGGCAGCUUUUUUAGUCAGAGUUUUGGGUUAAAUUGGGUUUGUGGUUUAAGGGAAGCGGAUUCUCUCCCAAGAAUCUUCGGGCAAUGCUGCUUGGAGCGGAGAAGAGGAGAAAGGAAGAGGAGGGGCUCGAAUCGAAGGCUUCGUCAAGAUCGGAACCCUCGAAGCUUGAAAGCGGAAGGCCAAGCGCGGCGAAUACUUGCAAGGAUGUAGAAUGCUUCUCAUUGAUGGAAAUAGGCUUCAGAUCGAGAGAUCAGGCGAUGGGCGUAGGCAGGACUAGAGCACAAGAAGAGGACUCCAUCGAAUCGGACAGCGGAUCCGCCGGAUUCGAGUUCCAGAAGGCAGAGCGGAUGCCACACCACCGGGCGACGGCGGCGCUGGUGCCUCUUUUCUCGAAGCCGGCGCCGUCGAAGUGGGACGAUGCGCAUAAGUGGAUUGCAAGCCCGACGUCGAACCGUGGGGGGAACAAGGGCGGAGGAGGAGGAGGUCAGGCGAAGAAGGGAGACUUGGUGGGAUACGUGAAUCGACACACCGCGGCCAAGGCUGCUCUGGAUGUGGGGGAGGAAGUAGACACCAAGAGAGUGGAUGUAAGCCAGGCGAAGAAAGAAAUGGGCGCUGCGAAGAGUAUGAGUUGGGUGGGUGAGCAUCAUCCUGCGCCAGAUUCAGGGGAUAAACCUGCGGCUGUUCUCGAGAAUCCAGUGGUCGAUUCAGAUGUUAAUUUUAGUUGGCAUGAUUCAUCCUCUACUCAAAGUGAUACAACUUUUAUGACACCAGUGCCUACUAUCAGGGCUGUAUCCAUGAGAGAUAUGGGAACAGAAAUGACUCCUAUUGCAAGCCAAGAGCCUUCUCGAACAGGAACCCCCAUUAGGGCAACCUCACCACUUAGUAGCCCACCUCUGUCGCUGCCAUCAAUGCCACAGAGAUCAGCUCCAGGUUCAACUCAGACAGACACAAUUCAUCAUCAGGAAUUGAGCAUUAAGGAGUUAUCUGAAAAGGAACAGCACAGGAAAACUCGGAGGGAGAUAAUGGUGCUAGGCCAGCAAUUGGGUAAGACAAACAUAGCAGCAUGGGCUAGCAAGGAAGAUGAAGAACUUUAUGCAUCUACUUCAGCUAAUAUGGUGUCAAAGGAUCAUUCAGCUAGAAGUGUCAUUGAAGCUCGUGCAGCAGCAUGGGAGGAAGCAGAAAAGACCAAGUAUCUUGCUAGGUUUAAACAAGAAGAGAUCAAAAUCAUGGCAUGGGAAAAUCAUCAGAAAGCAACAAUAGAAGCUGAAUUGAGGAAAAUUGAGGUUAAGGUAGAAAGAAUGAGGGCAUCCUCACACGAGAGAUUGAUGAGCCAGCUUGCGUCUGUGAGACACAAAGCUGAAGAUAAACGUGCUGCAGCAGAAGCCAAAAGAAAUCAACAAGCUGCUAAAACUGCACAGCAAGCAGAUUACAUCAGAAGAACUGGUCGGAUUCCUUCCAAACUUUAUUGCUGGGGUUGGUGCUUUUAGUUCAUUGCUUGAAUCAAAGACUCGAUCCACGCUUGCCUUGAAGGAGAAGAUUUUGUUGCUGCUAUGAUGUAGAUGGGUACCUCUUUUUUUUCUUCUGAGUUCUCAUUGUAAAUUCUGAUAGUUUCUCAUUGUUUUGCUAACUGGAAUCAUGAUCCUUUUCCUGAAAUCAAGCUAUCAUAUUACUUUCUUUCAAA
Messenger RNA from Zingiber officinale, 2072 nucleotides. RefSeq lists its product as uncharacterized. The record is from RefSeq and is a predicted model, not a curated record. The transcript is spliced from 5 exons. NCBI's taxonomy places the organism in Eukaryota, Viridiplantae, Streptophyta, Magnoliopsida, Zingiberales, Zingiberaceae. The coding region runs from base 475 to 1878 and encodes 467 amino acids.